This is a messenger RNA of Oryza sativa Japonica Group (Japanese rice), 719 nucleotides long. Its product is annotated as protein NOI4. The record is from RefSeq and is a predicted model, not a curated record. Gene Ontology annotation, cellular component: plasma membrane. Lineage: Eukaryota; Viridiplantae; Streptophyta; Magnoliopsida; Poales; Poaceae.
CCCCCCCCCUCUCUUCUCUCCCCCCGGCCGGGGAAGAAAUUUUGCCCCCAAAAUAAUUUUCUGCACGGACGAUCAAAGAAAGGGCAAAAUUUUUCUGCGCCUCCGGUUGAAGGAAGCCGUGAUCCAUGUCGGACGAGACUGGCCGCACCAUUCCAAAGUUCGGCGCAUGGGACGUCAACAACCCGGCCUCUGCCGACGGUUUCACGGUGAUCUUCAGCAAAGCCAGGGAUGAGAAGAAGGGCCCCGUCAACGUGGACGCCAGCACCAGGUCAAACUCUGACAUGAAAGACUCCAAUAACAAUAAGGCAACAGAGAAGAUCAACCCCUACCACCGCAGGACAAACUCCGCAUCAAAGAAGUGGUUUUGCUGUGUGUCGCCCAGCCCCACCCAACCUUGAGGAAGCAAAGGAAUACCAAAUAUAACAUGAUGCUGCUACUGCCGCCUUGUUAAUGCAUAUAGUAAUGAUUAUACACACCCAGUUGAAAAUGGCCCGGUGUUAUUCUGUGAUGGUUGCUCUGUUGUUGUGAGGAGGCUGGUCUUGAGCUCCUCAAGCCUGUCUGUCAGUGACAACAGCGCCAUGUAUGAUUUGUUUUCCGCCGGGCCAACCAUGUACGAGUGUAUGACUGUUACAUGAGAAAUUUAUGGGUAUAUGAUGAUUAAAAACGUCAUGAUUUUGUGUGUACUCGUUGACGUUUGAUUGUAAUUAUCCAUUCGCUCU